AGAGCGCCAGCCCAGGGUCUCGAGCGCACGCUGUCCUCGGCUUGGUACACCGGCUGCCCCAAGAGAACCAGGAGAUGCUGGGGAUGCUCAUCAGACACCUUGCCAACGUGGCGGCAAACUGCAAGGAGAACCAGAUGACGGUGGCCAACCUGGGCGUGGUGUUUGGGCCCACGCUUAUGAAGCCCGAGGAAGAGACGGUGGCCGCCAUCAUGGAGCUGAAGUUCCAGAACAUCGUUGUGGAGAUCCUCAUCGAGCACCAUGUGAAGGCAGGUGUCGUCCAUGGAGGAGGGCAGCGUAUCUGACAUUCCUUGAUUUAAGUGAGAAGGAGGAUCUGUUUGAGGGGAAGAAUGUGGAUUUAUAUUAUGUCCAACAGAGGGCAUCCUUGAGGCUUUCGCAUGUCAAAUUUACAUACCUUGGGGACUUUUACAGUAUUUUUUUUUUUUUACCUGACUAUGGUUAAUGAAAAAUGCACCUCAUGGGAAACUUAAUUCUUUGGGUAAAAUGUCAAGGUUGCUUUCUGCACUGAGAAACUCAAAAAUUAUGGUAAAUUGUGACAUAAACCCAGGAAGCCAGUGCAGCUGUUUUCCUGAGGGUUGUUCAUUGACUGUUGGUUUAAUACUCAGAUAUAAGUUUUGACAGAAGUCCAGGCUCCCAAAUGACAGGGGCUGUCUAAGUGACCUUCUGUCUGCUGUCUUCCUGCUGGCUCUCGCUGUCAUUGCUGUCCCACACCGCUCAUGUCGCUGGCCCGUCUGUAUCAGUGUGAAGGUCAUACAGCUGCAUGCUGUCGACCUGCAGGAUUCUGCCUCUGCUGUGCUCGUUUUCCUUCUCUUUGCUUAGAGGCCCCUCACAGUCUCUUCUCUGUGCUAAAAGCACGCUGUCGUUCCCCCGUCACAGUCUCUCCUCUGUGCCAAAAGCACGCUGUCGUUUGACCGUCACAGUCUCUCCUCUGUGCUAAAACCACGCUGUCGUUUGCCCGUCACAGUCUCUCCUCUGUGCCAAAAGCACGCUGUCGUUCGCCCAUCACAGUCUCUCCUCUGUGCUAAAAGC
Paramormyrops kingsleyae is the source of this 1047-nucleotide messenger RNA. The record is from RefSeq and is a predicted model, not a curated record. NCBI's taxonomy places the organism in Eukaryota, Metazoa, Chordata, Actinopteri, Osteoglossiformes, Mormyridae.